This is a messenger RNA of Lactuca virosa, 399 nucleotides long. NCBI's taxonomy places the organism in Eukaryota, Viridiplantae, Streptophyta, Magnoliopsida, Asterales, Asteraceae. The record is from the annotation of a GenBank genome assembly.
AUGUCAGAGACGACUACUUUGACGGAGACGAUGCUUACACUGACGUUAAAUCAAAAGCCCGACUCCACAAUCGAAAACGAGGUUGAUUUGGAAAAGGAUGUUGAAAUCAAAUCAAUGACCGUAAAAAACAUGGUUGAAUCCCUGAGUAAACAGGAUGAGAAUGAUCAGAAAAAGUUUGUUGAAGAUCAAGAGAUUUCGACGCUUUUGGAACUAGCGAACGCUGCUUACUCUCUCGACAUCAAGAAGGAGACGUUGGAUAUCGUUUGUCAAAAGAUAGCAGACAUGAUCAAGGACAAAUCUGUCGAGGAGGUUCGAGAGAUAUUCAACAUCAAGAAUGAUUUUACACCUGAGGAAGAACAAGCCAGUCGUUCUGAAUAUGCGUGGGCUUUUGAAAGUUAG